AUGUCGACUAGCCCUACCUCCCCUCCGCCGGCCGAUGCCGACAACACCGGUGGCAUCCCAACCCUCUCGGAUGCCGACCUCGCUGCUGCCGAAGCGGCCGCCGCUGCUUCUCCCCUGGCUCCGCGCGCAACGCCCACCCCUGACCUUCCUUCGUCCGGCAACCUGCCCCUCACCACCAGUCCCCUUACCACCAUCCCUCUCGCCGUCCCAGUGACCUCCGCUCCGGCUGAACCCCCCUCCAGUAUCUCCCACAUAGUCGAUUUCAAACUCUCUCUCGACGACGCUAACUUCAUCCGCUGGAGAAACUACUUCAAUCUCAUCUUCGCCCGCUUCCACACCGACGACCACAUCCGCGACGGCUCCGCUGCACGCCUCUCAAACCCGCGCUGGCGUGAUGACGACAACACAAUCGUCCUGUGGUUUUUUGCCACCAUCGUCGGCGAUCUUCUCGACGUCGUCGCACCGGCGGGCUCCACCGCCUACACCAUCUGGCGGCGCCUCCACGAGUACUUCCUGAAGAACGAGGCGGAGCUUGCAAUGCACCUUGGCCAGGAGUUCCGGGCGGCCGUGCGCGGGGACCAGUCGAUCAAUGACUAUUGCCGCCGCCUCCAAGGCCUCGCUGCGGCCCUCGCUGAUGUUCGGGAACCGGUCACCGGCCGUACCCUUACCUUGCAGAUGUUGGACAGCCUCGGCAAGAAAUUCGAGCUCCAAGCGGCGAUCAUCCAGUCCACCGUCCUGCUGCCCACCUUCGCCCAAGCUCGAUCCCGGCUGGUGCUAGCCGAGCUCGCCCUUGACAAGCGGGCGCGCGCCGAGGGCGCGCAGAUCCUCGCUGUCCACUCCGCUGAUGAUCGUGGUGGUGACCGCAACGGCGGCCGCGGCGAUCGUUCUUCUCAAGGCGGGGGUGACCGCGGCCCUCCUGGCGGUGGUGGAGCUGGCCGCGGCGGUGACCGCGCUGCUCUUGGCGGAAACCGUGGUGGUGGCCGCGGCGUGCGUGGCCGUGGUCGCGGUGACGCUCCCGGCGGUGGCCGGGGCACCCAGCAACCCUGGCUGGGGUAUUUCGCGCCCAUGGGCAUGCCCUUCCCCCCACCGCGUGCUCCUUGGAUCCCGCCGAACUCGGCCGGCGUCCUUGGCCCCCGCCCCGGCGCGCCCACGCACGCCUACCCCGUGAUGCAGCCUUCUGCUCCGCCUGUGCCCUACUCCACGCCGUACUCAUGGGACGCCUCGGCGAUGUUCCACUCUGCGCCAAGCUACGGGGCGGCUUUCCCUGCUCAAGCCGAGUGGAUUAUGGACACGGGCGCAUCAUCCCAUGUCACUGGGGACCCAGGUGUUAAUGUGGUGACGGGCAAGUGGAUCUUCCGGCAUAAGCUUCAUCCCGAUGGCUCCUUGGCGCGUUAA
This is a messenger RNA of Aegilops tauschii subsp. strangulata, 1395 nucleotides long. The record is from RefSeq and is a predicted model, not a curated record. NCBI's taxonomy places the organism in Eukaryota, Viridiplantae, Streptophyta, Magnoliopsida, Poales, Poaceae.